Molecule: messenger RNA, 732 nt
Organism: Argentina anserina (silverweed cinquefoil)
Lineage: Eukaryota; Viridiplantae; Streptophyta; Magnoliopsida; Rosales; Rosaceae
Exons: 6
Coding region: 108-506 (132 amino acids)
Biological process (GO): double-strand break repair via homologous recombination
Cellular component (GO): Shu complex
Molecular function (GO): zinc ion binding
Source: RefSeq, a predicted model, not a curated record
AGGAGCCUCCCCCAAAUAUUGUGGGAGAGACCAGACGAGGUGAAGCAGCAUUCUAAAAUUACAAAAACAUUUCCAAAGAGCUAAACAAGUUUCACCGGAACACUAAUAUGAGUGCAAGUAGCUUAGUCGCAGAGGCAGUCUGGAAGGCCAUUGAAUCAGCUGGUUCAGUGACCGAUGAACAUCUUUCCACGUUGCAUUUCUUGUUUGGUAAGAAUUUGGAGCGAGCAACUAGGAUAGUUGAUCAAAGAGGUGUCAAGAGGAUUGUUGGCGAGCCCAGUGGACGUUCUAUAUUUCAGGUUGUUGGAGAAUCACAAAGGAAGGAGGAGUACUUCUGUUUUGCUGAACACUAUUGUGCUUGUUAUUCAUUCUUCUAUGACAUUGUAAACAGAGGAGAGCAGCUAUGUUGUAAGCAUCAAUUAGCUGCAAGACUUGCUGCAGCAUUGGGAGCAUCCAUUGAUGACAAGGUGUCUGAUGAGCAGUUAGCUCUAUUGUUAUCCAAGCUAUGACAUAAGUGGACAGAACCAAAAUCUGGUAAAAGGAAUUGAAGAGUGUAAACAUCAGUUGGCUGCGAGACACAGGGAGCAUGCAUUGAAGUUUGUUAAGGUAUCUGACAAGCAAUUAGCUCUACUUCUGCCCAAGCUAUCACGUAAACAGACAGCACCAAAUUUUGUAAUAAGAAGUUAAAGAGGUACUACAAGAGCAGGUCACCAUUGAGUUUGUUCACUUGCUUGU